Pipistrellus nathusii (Nathusius's pipistrelle) is the source of this 582-nucleotide messenger RNA. Lineage: Eukaryota; Metazoa; Chordata; Mammalia; Chiroptera; Vespertilionidae. The record is from the annotation of a GenBank genome assembly.
AUGGCCGCCAUCCGCAAGAAGCUGGUGAUCGUGGGCGACGGGGCCUGCGGGAAGACCUGCCUCCUCAUCGUCUUCAGCAAGGACCAGUUCCCCGAGGUCUACGUCCCCACCGUCUUCGAGAACUACAUCGCAGACAUUGAGGUGGACGGCAAGCAGGUGGAGCUGGCCCUGUGGGACACGGCCGGGCAGGAAGACUACGACCGCCUCCGGCCGCUCUCCUACCCGGACACUGAUGUCAUCCUCAUGUGCUUCUCCAUCGACAGCCCGGACAGCCUGGAGAACAUUCCUGAGAAGUGGACCCCGGAGGUGAAGCAUUUCUGCCCCAACGUGCCCAUCAUCCUCGUGGGCAACAAGAAGGACCUGAGGCAAGACGAGCACACCCGCAGGGAGCUGGCCAAGAUGAAGCAGGAACCCGUGCGGUCGGAGGAAGGCCGGGACAUGGCCAACAGGAUCAGCGCCUUCGGCUACCUGGAGUGCUCCGCCAAGACCAAGGAGGGGGUGCGGGAGGUGUUCGAGAUGGCCACCCGGGCCGGCCUCCAGGUCCGCAAGAACAAGCGGCGGAGGGGCUGCCCCAUCCUCUGA